AUGUCAUCGAAUAAAGAUUUUCAAGUUUAUUUAACGGGUGGUUUUGCUGCCAUAGGAGGACUUCUAUUCGGCUAUGAUACUGGAGUUAUCUCAGGUGUACUUACAAUGUCAGAUUUUCUUCUGGCAUUUGGUGGUCCAGCUGCUGUUAUACGUGGCUCAUUACCAAGUUCUAUUUCGGGUUCCAUUGUGGGUAUUAUGCUUGUUGGUUGUUUUCUUGGUGCACUUUUAGCAGGUCCAGCGGGUGAUCGUUUUUCACGAAAAUAUUCCAUAGUCAUUUUUUCCUUGGUUUUUAUCGUUAGUGCUAUUUUACAAACAGGAUCAUUCAAUUUGUUCAUGCUACUUCUAUCACGUUUUGUUGCUGGAAUAUCGGUUGGUGCAUUAUCAAUGCUUGUACCCGUAUAUCAAUCAGAAAUAGCUACGAAAAAUAUUCGUGGACGACUUAUAUCAUUGCAACAAUGGGCUAUUACAAUAGGUAUUGCAAUUAGUUUUUGGAUAAAUUAUGGUACCAAUGUCUGGUUUUUUGGUACUAGUGCUGCAUGGCGUAUACCAUUAGCAUUACAAAUCGUUCCUGCCUUGACUCUUGCAGUUGGUAUUCUAUUUUUUCCAUUUUCACCACGUUGGCUGAUGGCAGUAGGUCGUGAUAGUGAAGCAUUACGUGUUCUCAGUCAAAUUCGUUCCGUUUCAUCAAUUGAAUGUCUUGACGAAUAUAACGAUAUAAAAAAUGAAAUUGAUCUUGAGCGUGAACAAGCUGUUAGAUCUUAUGCACAAUUUUUUUAUCCACCACUUCGUCGUCGUCUAAUACUUGGUGUAAGUAUACAAAUUCUACAACAACUUACGGGUAUUAAUUCUGUUAUGUAUUAUGCACCGGAAAUUUUCAAACAAGCUGGUUUAAACGAUCAAGGCGCAUCGUUACUUGCAACAGGCAUUAAUGGAUUUGUAUUGAUUAUUGCAACGAUACCAGCUAUUUUAUAUAUUGAUAAAUUGGGUCGACGUUUUAUAUUGAUCAGUGGAGCACUACUUAUGACGUUAUCAAUGUUAAUUAUGGGCGGAACGAUGGGAGUUCAUGGAUAUACACAUUUUAAUGAAACACUCGGUACUGUUCAAGUUAUUAUACCAAAUCAAACAGCAUCUUAUGUUAUUAUAUUUUUUGUUUACGUAUUCGUUGCAUCGUUUGCAUUUAGUUGGGGACCAACUGCUUGGGUUUAUUGUACAGAAAUUUUUCCAUUGAGUAUGCGUUCGAAAGGUACGUCAAUAACAACAGCUGCUAAUUGGGCAACGAAUUGUAUAGUUUCAUUUCUUGUACCAGCACUACUUGAAAGUCUUACAUAUGGUACCUAUCUUAUUUUCGGUAUAUUUUGUAUUAUUAUGGGUACUAUAAUAUUCUUAUUUUAUCCGGAAACAAAUGGCAAAAGUUUAGAAGAUAUGGACCUUGUUUUUGGUCAAUCAAUAUUGGCUGUUAAACCAUGUGGAGAAAAAGUAAAACCUCGAAUGAAAUCUAAAGAAAAACAUGGAAUUCACACAAAUCAAGCAUUUUCGCACAAUGAACCUGUUCAGAUUUAUCGUUUUUAA
Rotaria socialis is the source of this 1569-nucleotide messenger RNA. Lineage: Eukaryota; Metazoa; Rotifera; Eurotatoria; Philodinida; Philodinidae. The record is from the annotation of a GenBank genome assembly.